UCUGCUCUUCAAGCUUGCCCUCAACGACGGGAUGCCCCCCUUCGUCCUCAUAACAUACCGUAGCCUCAUCGGUGCCGCAGUCGUCGCCCCCAUGGCCGUCAUUUGCGAGAGGGAGAUGUUUAAAAAAACGAACCUCGUAGCGUUGGGCUGGAUUUGCAUAAGCGCCACAAUGGGAGUUCCCUUAGCACUCGGGCUGUUGUUCUACGGUUUGCGUCACACUACCGCCACCUACGCUGCCAACAUCAUCAACCUCCUGCCCAUCGUCACCUUCAUCGUCGGCAUUGUGUUCCGAGCCGAGAAGUUGGCAUUCCACAGCUGGCCUGCCAAGAUAAAGCUGAUGGGCGCAGUGGUGUGCGUCGGCGGCACCAUGCUCUUGAGCUUGUUUAAAUGGAAGCUACUGCAUCUCUGGCCCACCCACCUGCUGAAAUCCCAUGACCAUGCCAAUGCAGCACCGGCGAGUCCUCAUCGCCACAUGAUCAUUGGCACGCUCUUCCUGUGCGGGAGUUGCCUCAGCUACGCGGUGGGCUUCAGUGUGCAGGCUAGGCUCUCAAGGGUGUUCCGUUCCAAGUACCUGGCCACGACGAUGACAUGCCUGGCGGGGAGCCUGCAGUCCGUUGCAAUCGGGCUCGUCAUGACGCCUCAUAAAUCUGCUUGGAAGCUCGAAUGGGGUCUGCAGCUUUUCACGGUUCUCUUCUCGGGAGUGCUGGGCUCGGGCGUCAUGUACGUCCUCAACUUGUGGGCGAUAUCACGGCGUGGCCCGACCUAUCCGACCAUGUUCAACUCUCUCUCGCUUAUCCUCACCACCGCCAUGGACUCCGUCCUACUCGGCACCGACAUCUACCUCGGCAGCGUGCUGGGGACGCUGCUCAUCAUCCUGGGGCUUUACACGUUCCUGUGGGGGCAAGCCAAGGAGCGGGCCACCCCAGCACCUAUGCCGGCGAGGUGUAACCAGGUGCAGGUCAACGGUGAGCAAGCGCAGCCAUUAGCCGAGAAAUAGCUAAAAACGAAGGUGACCUGUGAAAUAGAUAUAAUUUUUCCAAUCAUUUUUUAGGGAAAUAG
Molecule: messenger RNA, 1059 nt
Organism: Brachypodium distachyon (stiff brome)
Lineage: Eukaryota; Viridiplantae; Streptophyta; Magnoliopsida; Poales; Poaceae
Product: WAT1-related protein At5g07050-like
Exons: 6
Coding region: 32-997 (321 amino acids)
Cellular component (GO): plasma membrane
Molecular function (GO): transmembrane transporter activity
Source: RefSeq, a predicted model, not a curated record